Molecule: messenger RNA, 1770 nt
Organism: Parascedosporium putredinis
Lineage: Eukaryota; Fungi; Ascomycota; Sordariomycetes; Microascales; Microascaceae
Source: the annotation of a GenBank genome assembly
AUGGCAGGGCCAACGGCAACGACAACCAGGCAAUUGAUUGUCCUACCUCCGCCUCCCCGUUACCCCUCGCAGGCCGGCUAUGGCCUCAUGAAUGCCGGUUUGGCCCCGGUCAUCGAAACAAACAAUAUCCUCUCCAACCCCACAGGGCCCGAAUACCAGUUCCUUGUCGGAGAAGGCAUGUACCCCGUUGCCCUCGCUAUGCGCUUACCCUACUACGCGCCCACCGUGCACACUCUAACGGGUUCCAUCUUCAGGUACCUACGUCCUCAAGGAAGACCUUCUCUUGGCUACGCCUCCGCCGCACCCUCCGAGAUCCCAAACGCAAACCCGAAUCCCCUCGCAACCAUACCUCAACCUGCCACUUCAGGCUGCAAGGCUACCCUUGUAGCUCUUGACGUGCGCCAUGCGCCGCGGUUCUUCCUCGGAUCUUCCAACACGACCAUUUCCCUCAACGGUGCCCCAGAGAGCAUCCAAGAACACCCCAACGAGAGCCGAUACUCCAACGAACUGGGUGCGCUUAGCAGCGAUGAAGGUCGGGGACUUCAACCAGCGAUGCCCCCGACGACGGAUGCGAAUAAGAAACGGAAGCCCAAGAACAACAUGACGAAGAGCAACUCGUCUUUCAUCUCCCGCGUCAUCGGGAACGAUGCGUCACACAAGAAGCUGCAGGACCGCUCCACGGAUGGCAUGUUCGCUUUUGCGAACAACGAAUACCUCACGAAAAUCCUCUUCACGAAGGCCCACUGCCUGUGCCAUGACGUAAACCAUGUUACCAAGGCAUCCAACCACUUGGAUAUGAUCAUGGGGUUCUCCACGGGCGACAUCAUCUGGUGGGAACCGUUCUCUCAGCGGUAUACCAGGAUAAACAAAAAUGGCAUCAUCAAUACGAGCCCAGUAUCCGAGAUCAAGUGGAUUCCGGGUUCAGAAAACCUGUUCCUAGCGGCGCAUAUGGACGGUAAUCUGGUGGUGUACGACAAGGAAAAGGAAGACGCGGUUUUCAACCCCAACGAAGAGAGUGCGGCAUCGAGCGGGGAGAACCAGAAGACGAACCCGGUUGCGCUCUGGAAGAUUUCGAAUCAGCGAAUCAACUCGUAUGCGUUUUCGCCUGACAACCGCCACCUAGCCGUAGUUUCGGAGGACGGCACGCUCAGGAUCAUUGACUACUUGAAGGAAACUCUCCUCGACCUCUUCUACUCAUACUACGGCGGCCUCACGUGCGUGUGCUGGUCCCCAGACGGCAAGUACGUGUUGACAGGCGGUCAGGAUGAUCUUAUCUCUAUCUGGUCGGUCCCCGAGUCGGCGAUCGUCGCUCGAUGCCAAGGCCACCAGUCGUGGGUGACCGCCGUCGCGUUCGACCCGUGGAGGUGCGACGAUAGAAACUACCGAUUCGGAAGCGUUGGUGAAGACUGCAGGCUGUGCCUAUGGGAUUUCAACGUUGGCAUGAUUCACCGACCUAAGCCGAUGUCGGUGCUCCAUCGGGCGUCCAUCUCAUCUAAACUCACGAGUCCGCUCCAGACGACUAAUACCAAAUCGUCGGCCCGAAUGAGGGCGGACUCGAGCACCUCGAUCGACAAGGAAGAGGUUGUCGGCGAAAGCACAAACCAUCCCGUGGAGCCGCGAUCUCGGACGGCCAUGCUCCCUCCAGUUUCGACCAAAGUCGUCGACACGCACCCUAUCGCCUGGCUAGAGUUUACCGAAGAUUCUAUCAUCACUAGUUGCAAGUCAGGCCACAUCCGGACCUGGAGCCGACCCACCGACCUAGUGGCUUAA